Messenger RNA from Rhodotorula graminis WP1, 1108 nucleotides. RefSeq lists its product as uncharacterized. The transcript is spliced from 5 exons. Gene Ontology annotation, biological process: 'de novo' pyrimidine nucleobase biosynthetic process. The coding region runs from base 1 to 1071 and encodes 356 amino acids. Gene Ontology annotation, molecular function: dihydroorotate dehydrogenase activity. NCBI's taxonomy places the organism in Eukaryota, Fungi, Basidiomycota, Microbotryomycetes, Sporidiobolales, Sporidiobolaceae. Gene Ontology annotation, cellular component: cytoplasm. The record is from RefSeq and is a predicted model, not a curated record.
AUGCCCCUCUUCCCCCGCUCGCCAUCUCGCGGCUCCAUCCCGCUCCUCAACUCGGCCUGCCCGUGGGCGUCGAGUGCGAAGGACCUCCGCGCGCUGUGGGAGUGCCCGUACACGAGCGCGGUGACGACUCGCACGACCACGCUCAACGGCUUUCCGGACGACUCGACCCGGCACCAGGUCGCCUUCUUCGGUCCCGACGCCCAGUCGUCGGCCAACUCGUACGGCUACUCGCCGCACCCGCUGUCGACCUACCUGUCGUGGCUCCGCCCGCUCGUCAAGGGCGCUUCUCCGGCGCAGCGCACCAAGAAGCAGCUCGUCGUCAGCAUCACGGGCACGCCGGCCGAGACGCGCGAGAUGCUCGUCGCGCUGCAGGCGUUCGCCGACGAGCACGGCGUGACGCUCGCUGCGGAGUACAACGCUAGCUGCCCGAACAUCAAGGGCCACCCGCCGCCGGCCUACUUCGAGAAGGACCUCGCCGAGUACCUCGAGAUCCUCGCCGAGCACGCGAGCCCGAGCCUCAAGGUCGGCGUCAAACUGCCGCCGUACACUUACGACGAGCAGUUCAUGGCCGUCAUUCGCGCCCUGUCGUCCGUUCGCUCGCCGCCCUCGUCGUCCGCCAACGAGCACCCGAUCUCCUUCCUCACGACGACCAACACGCUCGGCCAGGGCCUCGUCUUUACGCCCCAGAUCGUCGACCCGCCGCUCCCGGGCUCGGGUGCGCAGAGCCAGGCGAUGAAGGACGCCGCGCUCGAGGUGCAUGCGCUCCCUGGAGGGUGGGGCGGACUCGCAGGCGCCGCCAUCCACCAGACCUCGCUCGGCAACAUCUACCGCCUGUCGCUCCUCCUGCGCGGCUCAGCUCCGGCGGGCGGUCCCUCGCCGCUCGGCGCCCCGACUGACCCGCGCCUCGCGUCGAUCACGCUCAUCGGCGUCGGCGGCGCGAGCGACGCAGCGGGCGUCGAGCGAUUCAGGCUCGCUGGCGCAGACGCUGUCGCGUGUGCAACGGCGCUCGGGAGGGAGGGCGUGAGCGUGUUUGAGAGGAUGAGCGGUGAGGUGACGGCGGCCAAGCUGUAGCUCGCGGCGUAUCUGCACGUCGUCGCUCUCUUUCCUC